AUAUGUGUAUCUGCGAGUGAAAAGUAAAAGUGUUUUCUGCUAUUUGAAAGUUCAAGUGAAGAACAAUAACAUUUUCUUGUUAUUUUAUUUUUAUAUAAAAGGUGCUAAGAAAUUUUGUCCAAUGCAAGUCUACCUGGAUUCCGCAUCAGAUAUUGAGCAUGACAACGGCGUCGAUUCAAAAAUCACCUUAAUGUCCUCAAAAAUCAUGGAAACACGUUAUUACGAAGGAUGUGGGCGCGAGGGUCCCAUCCGAUGCAUAUUUUUAGGUGAAUUCCAUCCAGUGGCAGGACCUAAAAUAUCAUGUCAGUUUCCUGAUGAUUAUGUAUCAAAAGAGCUCUUCGAUUCAAUAAGUGCUUAUAUCAUUCCAAAGCCUCAGAUUCAAAAAUGCACAAUGACUAUAAAUGCACUUGGCCAUAAAAUAGUUGGUUAUCCUAUAAGGAUAGAGAACUCAAGAUAUGAACGUAACAUGUACCUGUUCAACCUUUGCUUUGUAUGUGAUAGCUGGUCGAAGACUGUGCAAUAUGAACCUGUUGUUAAGAAACUGGGUGAACAUUUGACAAUUAUGGAAGAAGAAACUAGAUUUGUGUCGAGUGGUUCGACUAAACUGCCAACACUGCUCGCUCACUUAUUACACGACCUGAACACUUACAGGAAAGCUACAUUAGUCGAAGGCGAGACCGUAAUGCACUUGAAAGUGCUCGAAGUGCGUAAAGACCCUACGCCGGUGCACGAUUUCGACGUUCCAGUGCUGGUCGCGUCGGUGGGCCUUCCCCGUCCAGGAAGACCGCCGCGUAAAGUGCCACAGGAAGGUUCUGAACAAAUACCUAGCCAAGAGCAUCUGGACGUGGAAGAUGAAGAGCCGUUUGAAGUUGAUAUGGACGCUGAUUGGGACCUUACGACCCGACAGCUUCUACCGCAUAUAAAUGGUUACAACCACGUGUCGAAGAUAGCGUCUGAUACGAACGUGGAGAAAACUCUCGUCAAAUCGUGUAUACAAAAUUUAGUAUAUUAUGGAGUGGUAGUUCUGAUACCAGUGUUGAAGUUCAGUAACAUGUACCGAGCCACACCGAGUCUCAGCAGACUGUUCAGUGACCACGAAAUGCAGAAAUCUUGUAUUUCUUUCCUCAGCAACGAUGGCGAAAAUAAAGAAAAACCAGUCCUGUCCGAUGUGCUUGGAAUACUCUGCUCGCUACAGCAAGGGACAACUCUGAGAACUGUGUGCGAACGAUUUUUUCCAUCGCCAGGAGUGCCUUUCGACGUCCGUCGUUUGGUUGUUUUUGCGCAGAUACACGGCCUUGUUAAGUGCUUGAAAAGGUAUCCUGUCUACGUCCGCAGUCCGGUUCGACCCAACGGUUUUACCCCACGUUUGGACUCCAUGCUGGGCAUUCGGCGACUCUUCACCGGCAAGCACAGUGUUGAUGAGAUUUGCUGUCUCGCGCGGAUCGACUUAGCAACUCUCGAUCAGAUCAUAGAAGACGAUUCCAACGUCGCUAUAAUAUGGAGGUAGAUUAAUUACCCAUAAUGCAUAAUAAAAUAUUUUUUUUAAGUUGAAAUCAAUGAAAAUAAUGUUCGGCCGAGUUGAAAAAAAUCUUCAGUUCUUCCUGCAAAGAAACGAAUGUUCUCGAACUUCAAUAUACUGGUAUAGUCAACAAUACGAAGUAUAAUAUAUUUGAAAUAAUUUCCAUAGGGUGACUUUGCAAAAUUUAAAUUAUGAAUAAUGUACGUCAUAAACUUAAUAUUAAGGAACGCAAUAAAAAAAAUGUAGACAUAUGAUUUUUUGAUAUCAAUGUGUCAUAAGGCUCGUUUGCAUUGGUCGAUAUGAAACGAAUUCAGAGAAUAAGGCGUGACAUACGGUCUGCAGAUUUAGAACCAUUAUUAUGACAUUAUGGCAUAAUUAUUAUACACCCAACAUGAUGAAUCCCAGCGAGCUGUGUAAUUAUAGUUGUAUUAAUGACUCGCUCAGGACCUCAGUGUGAUAAAACGCAUGAGGCUAGCGGCACAUGUGAUGGGUUUUGUCGCACUUACAAUUCUUAAGAUGGAUAAGGAAUCAGCUAUGCCGCUUUCUCUCGAUUGAAUUUUUUUCAGAUGUCCUGCCAAAUAGACUACUGUAAGGUGUUCAUUGAAUCGCAAAUUAAUGCGCCAAGUCGCAUCAUUGACACAGACAUAACGACCCGUCUGAGAUAUUUCAUAAUUUGCAUUUUUUAUUGCGGAAAGAGCCAAAUCGCUGCCUUUGUUUAUAUAUUUACAUAUGUACUUGAUCGACUUGACGGAGUAGUAUUCAACAGUCAUGUGAGCCUCAAAAACCUUAGGCAACAUUGCCACAAUCCAACAAAUGUCAAUGUCACUUUCAUAACUACAAUUCGCCCACUAUCCGAAGCUGAUCACCGACGAUAUUGCAAUCAGGUCUCGAGAGUCUCGCUUGGAACGUUGACUUUUUUUAUGUUAGAGGUGGCAAACGAGCAGGAGGUUCACCUGAUGGAAAGUGACUACUACCGCCCAUGGACCUGCUUACCUGACUCUGCAAUACCGGGGGGGCUUCCAGGUGCGUUGCCGGCCUUUCAGGAAUAAGUACGCUCUUUUGUUGAAGGUUCCCAAGUCGUAUCGGUUCGAAAAAAC
Vanessa atalanta (red admiral) is the source of this 2616-nucleotide messenger RNA. Its product is annotated as GATOR complex protein NPRL2-like. The coding region runs from base 122 to 1507 and encodes 461 amino acids. Gene Ontology annotation, molecular function: GTPase activator activity. Lineage: Eukaryota; Metazoa; Arthropoda; Insecta; Lepidoptera; Nymphalidae. Gene Ontology annotation, biological process: positive regulation of autophagy; cellular response to amino acid starvation; negative regulation of TORC1 signaling. The transcript is spliced from 10 exons. Gene Ontology annotation, cellular component: GATOR1 complex; vacuolar membrane. The record is from RefSeq and is a predicted model, not a curated record.